GCCAACCAACCAGUUAACGUUGGCCGACCGCUAUCAGCGGCGCGGACAAAGGUACACCGGCGUAUCUACGGUACAAAUCGUGACGAAGCGAUCUCGCGUUUUCGCGCCGCCGGCGGCGGCGGCGGCGGCGGUGGAGCGACGGUGACGACGGCGACGGUGACAGUCACUGACAGUAAGCGGUCGACGGCAACGAGAAGAAAUCCCGCCCGCGCCGCUCAAGUUCCGACUUCCGAGUUCGUAUUGGUGUCCGCGAUUGAUCGUCAUUCGUGCGGCGGUGAAACACGUGCUUAUGCAAAUUACACGAAGCGACUCCGUCGCCUGGCUCAAGGAACACGCUGGUUCAAGUCAAGAGAAGACAUUUGAAUAGUAAAAGUGAAGCCUCUAACCCCUCCCACGGAGGUUAUCACAGGAUCUGAGAUUCAAAACUCAACGUAUGGUACGGUGAUCCGUUUCUUGGAUUGAAAAAAAAUCAAGCAGGGACAUAAUAAUAAGAAAAAAGAAGUCAAGAGAAAGUCAGAAUGACUUGAGAAUCAUGAGAAUCAAGAUGAUAAUUCUUUAUUACAAAGUUUGAUCGUUAAAGAUAAAAUCAUUUCGAUUUUUUUGUGUUCCUUGAUUUUUGUGAUUUUCCCUUUCCCUUGGGUGUCGCCGUCGGCCUGUCACUUCGUCGCUUGUUCGGUGACGCCGCAUCUAUCGGAGCAGGGCCGAAGCCCGGAGGAUGCCUGCGUCAUCGUGUAUCAUCGGCGAGAUCGAUCGUGAAACAUGAUCACGCCGCCUUACUUAUAUCCGUCGCAUUUAUCCAUCUCGCUCGCGCGUCCAUCGGUGACUCCUCGACGAAGGUAGAUUGCCCUGGUGAUCUGGGCAGGCCGGGUAAGUAUGCCAUGCGUAUGCGAGAUCUCGCAUGCGUGCGUGCGCGCGCGCGCACGCACGGAGAAGCGAUCUACUCAGGCGAUCAUCUCCGUGACGGAUUUCAUCGUUGGAAACCAUCCCGCGAUCACGUGCGACGAUUCUGCGACACCAUGUAUGAGUGACUCGCGUCGCGCGAUUACACUGCUAUUAUUGCGCGUGACGGUCUCCGCGGCUUUUCCGCACAAUAUCUAGCUCUACUUUAAUGGAUGGAGAGAAAGAUUGUCAACGGAAGAAAGAGGCCCGGGACGAUGCUCCGUCGCCGGGUGCUGUCCCAUUCGCGUCAGGGGAGGAAACGGAUUGGGAGGGCAUACUCAACACGGAGCGGCAGCGAGGUGACCUCGGGGACAUGACAUUCUGCAUGGCCAACUACUUGAAGGAGACUAUGAAGAUGAUGUUUAUGAUGCGCAGCCAUCAUAUGCUGACUGACGUGAUACUGGAAGUCGGUACCGAACUGUUCCAUGCACAUAAAGUUAUUUUAGCAGCAGCUAGUCCUUACUUUAAGGCAAUGUUUACUGGAGGAUUGAAGGAAUGCGAGAUGACAAGAGUGAAGCUCCAGGGUGUUUGUCCAACUACGAUGGCUCGUUUAAUGUACUUCAUGUAUACUGGUCAAAUAAGAGUUACUGAGAUUACUGUAUGUUCACUGCUGUCAGCAGCUACCAUGUUCCAGGUUAGCAAUGUGAUAGAUGCGUGUAGUGUUUUUCUGGAAAGACAACUCGAUCCCACGAAUGCGAUUGGCAUCGCCAACUUUGCUGAGCAGCAUGGUUGCCACGACCUGUACCAUAAGGCGAAUCAAUUCAUUGUUCAGCACUUUAACCAAAUAUGCCAAGAAGAGGAGUUCUUGCAACUGUCCGCUAUACAGUUGGUGACGCUCAUCAGAAAGGACGAAUUGAAUGUACAGGAGGAAAGGGAGGUUUACAACGCCGUGCUGAAGUGGGUCAAGUAUAACGAAGAGGCGAGGCGGCCCAAGAUGGAGCAUAUACUGCACGCGGUACGUUGCCAGUACCUCACGCCGAACUUUCUACGGGAGCAGAUGAAAAAUUGCGACGUGCUGAAGAAGGUGCCAGCGUGUCGCGAGUAUCUGGCGCAGAUUUUUAAAGACUUGACGUUGCACAAGAAGCCGAUUGUGAAAGAGCGUACACCUAACACGCGGCGGGUAAUAUACAUCGCCGGUGGUUUCUUCAAGCACUCGCUCGACGUUCUGGAAGGCUACAACGCCGAUGACAAGACGUGGACGCAACACGCGAAGCUCAUCGUUCCCAGAUCUGGUUUAGGCGGUGCGUUUCUCAAGGGGAUGUUCUACGCAGUCGGUGGGAGACACAAUUCACCGGGAAGCAGGUACGACAGCGACUGGGUUGACAGGUAUAAUCCAAUGACGGAUCAAUGGCGACCAUGCAGUCCGAUGUCGGUACCGAGGAAUAGGGUCGGAGUCGCCGUUAUGGAUGGUCUAUUGUAUGCUGUGGGUGGCAGCGCAGGCAUUGAAUAUCACAAUAGUGUCGAAUGCUAUGACCCGGAUCAAGAUACGUGGACCAGUGUGAAACCCAUGCAUAUCAAGAGAUUAGGCGUAGGAGUAGCAGUAGUGAAUAGAUUACUCUACGCGAUCGGUGGCUUCGACGGCAAGGACCGGCUCAGCUCAGUGGAGUGUUACCAUCCUGAGAAUGAUGAAUGGACAAUGGUAUCGCCUAUGAAGUGCAGCCGCUCAGGAGCUGGUGUGGCCAGUCUGGGCCAAUAUAUAUACGUUAUAGGCGGAUACGAUGGGAAAUCGCAAUUGAAUUCGGUAGAGAGGUACGACACGGAGCACGACAUAUGGGAGAACGUGAGCAGCGUCACCAUCGCCCGCAGUGCUCUUAGCGUCACCGUUCUUGAUGGCAAACUAUACGCAAUGGGAGGAUACGAUGGUACGACAUUUUUAAAUAUAGUAGAAAUUUACGACCCCACUCAGGACCAAUGGGCCCAAGGUAUGCCUAUGACAUCAGGAAGAUCCGGCCACGCUAGUGCAGUGUCAUAUUAUCAGUGUCCUAUACAUUGUGAUCAUUUGGAUUAUAAUAUCUCGCUAGAGAAACCGCCAUCGUGAUACACGGAACUGAUACCCCUUUUUAGGAGACAUUAAAAAACAAAGAUAGUCAAAUUUUUUCAUUUGCGAAACAAACUGGGACUUUAAAAUAGUGUGGAACGAAGUUCCAUACACUGAAACUAUGUUGUGAUAUAAACUGUAAAGAAUGAGGAUAUAAAUUAUCCUUCAAUCGUUCGUAAUUGAAUUGAGCAGUGUAACAUAUAAUACUUAGACGACACGUGUCAUUGAACCAGACCAUUUGAUUAGAAAAUUGCAACUAGCCAAUUGAAAACGCUUUCUCGACAAAAGGAAAUAACUUUUAUUGUUUUGCAGUUUAUUGAAGGACCAAUUUAUCUUCAUUAGGAUAAAUGCGACUCGGUUAUAUUUUAUACCUUUAUCG
Molecule: messenger RNA, 3356 nt
Organism: Acromyrmex echinatior (Panamanian leafcutter ant)
Lineage: Eukaryota; Metazoa; Arthropoda; Insecta; Hymenoptera; Formicidae
Gene: Keap1
Product: kelch like ECH associated protein 1
Molecular function (GO): protein binding
Source: RefSeq, a predicted model, not a curated record